AUGCUUAGUCACUUAUUUGUGUACAAUUUAUCUGCCCUGGCUUUUUCCGCUUUGUUACCUGUGGCUUCGACUCUUCAACACCCACGUUUGGUCACGAAGCAGACGGUUCCACUUUCGGGCCACGGUACCUUCCAGCAGUACAUGGACCACAAUAACAUCGACAAAGGAACCUUUUCCCAGUCGUUUUGGUUCAACUCCACCUACUGGAAAGGCCCUGGGUCCCCCAUCAUAUUCUACACACCGGGUCAGAAUGCGGCUGUGGGUCGUCUCCAGUAUUUGACAGACGCCACGUUGCCUGGUCUUGUAGCAAAGGAGGUUGGCGGAGCUGUUGUUUUGGUUGAACACCGUUACUUUGGAGACUCGAAUCCCUUCCAGAACCUCACCACUCAGAACAUGCAAUACCUUACGCUUGAGCAGGUUCUGGCCGACUUUGUUCACUUUGCACGAACAGCGGAUCUGCUUUUCGAUCCGAGCGGGAAGUCACACCCGUCACAGACGCCUUGGGUUUGGAUUGGAAACUCGUACUCGGCUGCUCUGGUAGCAUGGGCUGAAAGGCUGGUUCCCGGCACAUUCUGGGCGUAUUAUGCUAGUGGCGCCAUGCUAAACGUUAUUCAUGAUUUUUGGCAGUUCAAUUUUCCCACGCAACAGGGCAUGCCCGAAAAUUGCAGGUCCGAUUUCGAGGCCAUAAUCGGCCAUAUCGAUAGCGUGUUCUCAUCCGGUACGCCAAUGGAACAGUUUGAGCUGAAGAAGAGUUUUGGCCUGCAAGAUCUGUCACACCUUGACGAUGCGGCGAACGCACUCUCGCAGCCUGUAAUAGGGUGGACUUUCGUCCAACCAAGCGACGAACAUACUCAGUUCUACGAUAUGUGCAAUGCCAUCGAGAGCGGCGAACUCAACGUCUCUACUGACCACGAUUCCAACGCGAACGAUCGUUUAAAAAGGGUACUUAACAACUACGCAAAGUGGUAUACCAACUCCUAUCUUCCAGGGAAAUGCGACAGCUAUGGUUACAGCGACUGGGCGGGCCAGAGCAACGUGCAGUGUUUCGACACAGUAAAUCCAUCCUGGGAAGCCUUCCGCGAUCUCUCCGUACACAACACCCUUGGCCGAGCUUGGAACUGGAUGACAUGUACUUACUUCUUGCUCUGGAUAACCGGCGCCCCAGUCGACAAGCCUACUAUCUACAGCCGCCUCGUUAACACAACGUACAUCGAACGGCAGUGCAGAAUUCUCUUUCCUUCUAAGGAAAACACCGCAUAUGGCGUGACACGAGAAGCAGCCAGCGACGCGAUGAACAGCCUCACAGGAGGUUGGGACCAUCAGGGCAAGCGGAUCUUCUUUACCAACGGCGAGUUGGACCCCUGGCGCUCUGCGUCGGUAUCCUCCGUUUUUCGACCGGACGGCCCAAUGCCGAGUACGUCCGAGCAGCCCGUCAUCCUGAUCAAGGGCGUGCAGCACUGCGCCGACAUGUUGGCUCGGAACCGUAUCAAUGAACCUGUUAGGGCGGCUAUGGAUGCCGGAAUUGCGCAGAUUGCUGCAUGGGUGGCCGAGUUUUCGAGAAAGAAACAAUUCCACGAAGCGCAGCGUCCAGUACAAAUCAAAUGUAUACAUUAA
Colletotrichum higginsianum IMI 349063 is the source of this 1614-nucleotide messenger RNA. RefSeq names its product Endoprotease. Gene Ontology annotation, biological process: proteolysis. Gene Ontology annotation, molecular function: dipeptidyl-peptidase activity; serine-type exopeptidase activity. Bases 1 to 1614 code for a protein of 537 amino acids. The record is from RefSeq and is a predicted model, not a curated record. The transcript is spliced from 8 exons. NCBI's taxonomy places the organism in Eukaryota, Fungi, Ascomycota, Sordariomycetes, Glomerellales, Glomerellaceae.